Messenger RNA from Chenopodium quinoa (quinoa), 2008 nucleotides. RefSeq names its product allantoinase-like. Lineage: Eukaryota; Viridiplantae; Streptophyta; Magnoliopsida; Caryophyllales; Amaranthaceae. Bases 111 to 1610 code for a protein of 499 amino acids. The record is from RefSeq and is a predicted model, not a curated record. The transcript has 16 exons. Gene Ontology annotation, cellular component: cytoplasm. Gene Ontology annotation, biological process: allantoin catabolic process; purine nucleobase catabolic process. Gene Ontology annotation, molecular function: cobalt ion binding; allantoinase activity; zinc ion binding.
UUAUUAUAUCAUACGUUGAUUCAUUAUAUUUUUUGAUUCAUUAAUUUUAUAGAGAGAGAUCUUAGAGAGAGAGAGAGUGUGAGUGAAAAAAAAAGAAAAGAGAGAAAAUAAUGGAGUUUCAAAAACGGAGCUUCUUCUCUUUACUUCCUGUGAUUGCUUCCAUUCUCCUUUUCUUUCUUAAGUUCUCUCUCAAGACUGCUCCAAGUGGAUGUAGCCUUCUACAUCACAACCAUUACUGGAUAUCUAGCAAGCGGAUUGUAACGCAGGACGGUGUCAUUUCUGGUGCAGUUGAGAUAAAAGAUGGCAAAGUCUUUAGCCUUGUUAAAGAAGAAGAUUGGCAUGGAUAUAUCAGGAAGGGUCAAAUAGUUGAUUUUGGGGAGGCUGUUGUCAUGCCGGGCCUAAUUGAUGUGCACGCGCAUUUGGAUGAUCCUGGAAGAGAGGAGUGGGAAGGAUUUCCUUCUGGUACCAGAGCUGCUGCUGCUGGUGGGAUAACAACCCUGAUUGACAUGCCUUUGAACAGCGAACCUUCAACAGUUUCAGAGGAAACUCUUAAGCUUAAGAUCAAUGCUUCAAAGAACAGAAUAUUUGUUGAUGUUGGUUUCUGGGGUGGUCUAGUGCCUGAUAACGCCCUCAAUGCCACUGCUUUAGAACGUUUCCUUAGAGCUGGUGUUCUCGGUUUAAAGUCUUUUAUGUGUCCAUCAGGAAUCAAUGACUUUCCCAUGACAAACAUUACUCAUAUUAAGGAAGGACUGUCUGUAUUGGCUAAAUUCAAAAGACCAUUGCUCGUACAUGCAGAAGUUCAACUAGAUAUAGCAGACAAGUCAGUGAAGGACGAUAACAAAGAUGCUCGAUUAUAUUCAACUUACCUUGAGACAAGACCCCCAUCAAUGGAGGAGGCAGCAAUUAGAGAUCUUUUGACAGUAAGCGAAAACACAAGAGUUGGUGGUCCUGCAGAAGGAGCUCAUCUUCAUAUUGUCCAUCUUUCUGAUGCUCAAUCUUCCUUAAACCUUCUGAAGAAUGCAAAGGCUAGAGGUGACAGCAUAAGCAUAGAAACAUGUCCUCAUUAUUUGUCAUUUUCCGCGGAUGAGAUUCCUGAUGGAGAUACACGAUUUAAGUGUGCUCCUCCUAUCCGAGAUGCUGAAAACAAAGAAAAAUUGUGGGAGGCUUUGAGGGGUGGAGAUAUCGAUAUGCUGAGUUCUGACCAUUCACCAGCACUCCCAGACCUUAAACUUUUACAGCAGGGUGAUUUCUUGAAGGCAUGGGGUGGAAUAUCAUCUUUGCAGUAUGUCCUUCCUGCAACAUGGACUUCUGGUCGUAAAUAUGGAGUAACUUUUGAACAGUGGAGCGAGAAGCCAGCCAAACUUGCUGGUCUACCUUUAAAGGGGUCUAUUGCAGUUGGGAACUAUGCAGAUAUAGUUGCGUGGGAACCCGAAACAGAUUUUGAUCUUGACCAAAAUCAUCCUUCAUACUUCAAGCAUCCUAGCAUCUCGGCUUACAUGGGAAGAAAACUUUCUGGCAAAGUGUUGGCAACAUUUGUAAGGGGAAACCUCGUGUACAAGGAAGGAAAACAUGCUCCUGCAGCCUGUGGAAACCGUCUUUUAGCAACAUAGCCGCGGCUGGAUGCCUGGAUUAUUUAAGGUGGCCAGGCACAAAUUAUGUAGAUGAUUGCUUGUUGUACAGUUGAAGAUGACUGGAAAUCAGCAGACCAAAAUGUACAUAGUAUUUAUGUGUACAGCAUCUUCGCCGAGGAACAUCUAUUCUUGGAGAUUCGAUGUUGGAAUUUGAUGUAGGUGACCCGAAGUUUUCGUGGUUUGAUAAUGUUAACAAAGGUUUUGGUUGCAGAACUGGGAUAUUGUACAAAAUUGAACUGCAAUUACCAACCUUUUUGUGUAUUGUGUUUUUCAUUUAUUACCUGGUAUUGCACACGAAUAUACGACUCGACCCUUUGAGUAUAUUGUUAAUGCAAUGAUGUUCCUAAUUGUUAAUGCAUACACCUUUCUUUGGACAA